Messenger RNA from Apis mellifera (honey bee), 3377 nucleotides. Its product is annotated as tripartite motif-containing protein 2. The transcript is spliced from 12 exons. The coding region runs from base 1131 to 3371 and encodes 746 amino acids. Gene Ontology annotation, molecular function: zinc ion binding; ubiquitin protein ligase activity; protein binding. The record is from RefSeq and is a predicted model, not a curated record. Gene Ontology annotation, biological process: negative regulation of translation; protein polyubiquitination; proteasome-mediated ubiquitin-dependent protein catabolic process. NCBI's taxonomy places the organism in Eukaryota, Metazoa, Arthropoda, Insecta, Hymenoptera, Apidae.
AUGCGCAAUUGAGCAAGGACAGUUUAGAGGAUGUACUUUCAUCCCCUGUUUCUUGUAUUUCGCGAUUUCUCAGUGCCAUGUCUAUUCGUAUCAUUUUCUGAGAAAACGUAGUGUAAAAGACGAGGAUCGGUGGCUAUGCCACCUGCUGGAGCUUAAUGUACAUUAUCUGAAAUCAAUAUCGCUAUCCUUAUCUUUCGUCUUAUGAACAACGUCAUUCUAGUAGUUUGCACUAGAGAAAUACGAGCGCGGUAGAAACUGUACUCGGGGGAUUGUGUUAAGAGUGGUUAAACCUUCGGUGUUUAUAGUGAGAAAAAUAAUGAAUGCCGAUUUAUCAUUAUUAUUAAAUUUUUAUCAAAUAAAAAUAUAGUUACUACGAAUUUAUUCCAUUCAGAUACUGUUAAUAAAAUAAUUUAAUAACUAAAUGUGAAAAAAAUAUCGUGUGUACAAAAUACAAUUUGUGACACGAUUGCCAAAAUUGCAAAGUUGAGCAUAAAAAGGUUAAUAUAUUGGUAUAAUCUAUCUGUUCAAUAUUAUAUAGGAAACGAUGCAACACUAAUACCUUUUGGUUCAUGUAUUAGGGAUGUAUUAAUGUUCAUCAAUUUUAUUGUUUAGAAGUGUGACAACGAAUAUUAAAUAAAAUCUAUAAACGUAUAUGUAUAUGUUAAUGCUUUUAUAUCCUGAUGUUGUAAAGUUUUUUAAAGUAAAAAAUAUAUAAAUGUUUUAAAAAUAUAUAAAUAAAGUAAAAGAUAUAUAAAUGUUUAACUAUAUUUCAUUUGUGAUACAAGAUCAGACGUUCAGUAUUUGAACAUAACUCAUUGGAAAAUGCUGUUGUAAACAGUCAUAUAAUAUUGAAGAUCUUGCUACAGUUAAAUUGCUGUAUCAUGGUGCUUUGUUAGUGUGCAUAUCACGCCUGUGUAAGAUCCUUGGGACGCCAUAAAUAAUAUAUCGCGCCAAUACAUUGCUUGUAUAAAAAUAACUUAUCAUCUGAGUUUAUCAAAGGAAGCUUCAUGAGCUGCUGUCCAUUCAUAAACAUAAUGAAGAAAGGAAGAAACACAUCUUGGUAGAUCGUAGCCGCGGGCACCCGCAUAAUAUACCUAUCAUUUCGUCCCUGGUAGUGGUGCCGGCUGUGGAUGCAGGCGAGAACGUGCGCAGCUGUAAAACGUGAGUCGCUGCGCUCCGCAGCUGAUGCGGUUCGUUGUUGUCCGUGUCUGUAUUUGUUUGGAAAAAUGCGACAGAAGAGCAACGAAUUUCGACAGUGUUUUUGCUAUCAUCUCAAGGGGGUAGGCACGACACGGCUAGGGGAGAGGAUGGUUAGUAUGAGCUCUAUGCUCGUGGAAACUGUUAGCAUAAACUAUGAAGAUUUUAAUGAAAGUUUUUUAACAUGUGGUACAUGUCUUUGUGUUUAUGAUGGUGGAGAACAUACCCCAAAAUUAUUACCAUGUUCACAUACUGUAUGUUUACAUUGUUUAACAAGAAUUGCUGCAUCUCAAACUCGUGAGACUGGUGCUUUUCGAUGUCCUAUUUGUAGAGAAUUAAUAACAAUUCCUCGUGGUGGAGUUCCUGCUUUACCACCUAGUUUUCUUGUAAAUCAAUUGCUUGAUCUUAUGUCUAGACAAAGAAGAGAGGUUAUUCCAAAAUGUUCAGUUCAUAUAAAUCAAGAAUUAUUAUUUUGUGAAACAUGUGAUACAGUGUUUUGUACAGUAUGUACAGGUGGUAAUCAUGCAGGAACAUCACCAGGAUGUACUGAGCAUACUAUCAUACCUUUUAGCAUUGCAAUAAAAAGAAUGUCUGAAAUCUUGCUUUAUAAAGCUAAUGAAUGUAUAUCUAAGUUAACACAAGCCCAGGAUUCUGUAAGUACAGAAUUACAACGUUUGGAAGCUUCAACAGAAAAAUGUUUGAAUGCUGUAGAUACUGAAUUUGCAGAAAUUAUUUCAAAAAUAGAAAGAAGACGUUCAGAAUUACAAGCAGCUGUUACUGCUGCUGCAAGAGAUAAGAAACAUGUGUUAGAAGAACAACAUGCUCUAAUAGAAGCUGAAAAAAAUAAAGUACAAGGAGAAUGUGAAGGAUUACAAUAUCAGGUUGAAGUUCGAAAUAUUACACAAAGAAUUGGUAGUUUAUCUGAUCAACUUGAUGCGGCAUCAGCACUUAGUGAACCUAAAGAAAAUGCUUUUAUUACUUUUGAAUUUAAUCACAAUAAUGCUCUUUCUCAACUAGAGGAAGCUCUUAAUAACUUGGGAAGAGUACGUUCUAGUACAACAUUGCCAGGUUUAUGCAGAGCCCGGUUAAAAGAUCCUGCCAUAGUUAAAUUACAAGCAGCUGUUAUAGUAGAAACUGUUGAUUACCAUGGACAUCCUAGAAAUGUUGGAGGAGAUCUUAUCACUGCAGAAUUAACUUUAGCAGAUAGUAUUCAUUCAGAAAACCAAAGUUCCAGUAUUGAAACUGAAAUAUUAGAUUUAGAAAAUGGUACAUAUGAAGUACUAUUUCGACCUCCAUCUGCAAGUCGUUAUAUUUUAAAGUUAUCAGUUUUUGAACGGCCUAUUAAAGAUUAUCCUUUAUUUUUUGAUGCAACUGAACAUAAUGAACCUAUUAAGAUAUAUGGAAGACGAGGAAACGGAAAAGAUGAAUUUCAUCAACCAGUAGCAGUUGCUGUUGAUGAUGAUGGCAUGAUAUAUAUUUUAGAUACUGGGAACUCACGAAUAAAAGUACUCAAUUAUGAUUUAGAAUUUCAAAGGCAUAUAACUAAUGAAGGUCUAGAAGGACGUAGUUGUACAGGAAUUGGUAUUUCUCAACAAGGUAUUGUUGUUGUUAAUUGGAGGACACGUAAAAUAACUGAAAUGAGUUCUUUAGGAGAUACUAUUAAAUCUUUUUCCCAUAAUGCAUUUCAAGAACCAAUUGAUGUUGCAGUUGACAGGAGUUAUGGCCAUAUACUUGUUGCAGAUAAUGGUCAAAGUUGUGUUUUUGUAUUUGAUUCCGAUGGCAAAAUUCUCUUUCAGGUUGGAAAAAGAAGCACAUUUAAAUUAAUUACGUCUGUGACUGUUGGACCCAAUGGCGAAAUAAUAGUGGCUGAUAGUCGUAUACAAGUAUUUUCUGCUAAAGGAGAUUUUUCUGAAGAAAUUUAUUCAGAAGGCAAAGGAAAAGGUACUUAUGGAGGCCUUGCUGUUGAUGCAGAAGGCAGAAUACUUGGUACUCGUACCGAUAAAGGUCGCAGUAUAAUCCAAGUUUUAAAGUUAGGAGGAGGUAAUAUUUUAACUGAAAUUGAUUCACAUAGUUCAAAACUACGACGUCCUUCAGGUAUUGCAGUAUUACCUGAUAAUCAUUUAGUAGUUGUAGACUUGGGAAACGAUUGUAUAAAAAAAUAUAGAUAUUGGUAAAAACAA